This is a messenger RNA of Exophiala viscosa, 2142 nucleotides long. RefSeq names its product retrograde regulation protein 2. Lineage: Eukaryota; Fungi; Ascomycota; Eurotiomycetes; Chaetothyriales; Herpotrichiellaceae. Gene Ontology annotation, biological process: regulation of transcription by RNA polymerase II. The record is from RefSeq and is a predicted model, not a curated record. Bases 195 to 1937 code for a protein of 580 amino acids. The transcript has 3 exons.
UAGCUCUAUCGUCGUAAUCAAGGUGGAAUCAAAACAACUGACGACUCUCAGUGCUAUCUUCCAAACGCUCUCUUCAACCUCACACAACGUCAAAAGGUCGAUGUUUGUCGAUACUUGUCUCAUGCAUGGGCCUUGCUUGUUGAUAGUUUCCGGACAAUAAUUCCGCCCAAAUUUUGACCUCCACCUCAGCCGAUAUGUUGCGGACACCGGCGCCAAGCAACCUGUAUGGCCUGGUUGAUAUGGGAAGCAAUGGCAUCCGGUUUUCCAUCACCGACCUCUCCCCUGCUACCGCCCGCUCUCUCCCCACAGUCUAUCAGGAGCGUGAAGGCAUCUCGUUAUUCGAUGCUCAGUACUCUACUGGUGUCAAAGGAACCAUUCCACAAGAUACCAUUGACGAUGUCGUUUCAUCGCUCAUGAGAUUCGAAACUGCCUGUGCAGACUUUGGAGUGCCACAAACCAACAUCAGAGUGCUCGCUACGGAAGCAACCAGGACUGCCGAAAAUUCGGAGGACUUUCGCAAGCAGAUCAAAGAUGCCACAGGAUGGGAAGUAAAUAUGCUUCCUAAAGAGGCUGAAGGACGAAUUGGAGCCAUGGGCGUGGCCAGUAGUUUCGUCAGCGUUGAUGGGCUUGUAAUGGACUUGGGAGGCGGAAGCACCCAGAUAACAUGGAUGAUUGCGAAAGACGGCAAGGUCCAAACGAGCCCACAGGGCAGCAUCAGCUUUCCCUACGGUGCAGCCGCCAUGACGAGACGUCUAGCAGAAUUGGAUAUAGCUGAAGAGGAAUACACUCAACGGCACUCCAAGCUGACGCCAAAGUCGCCGUCGUUGAGUCCACGCGCCGAGCUUGAAGAAGAAAUGAAGGCACAUUUUCAGAAGGCUUACCAGGAACUCGACCUGCCUGAGUCACUCAAACACAAAGCCAAACAUGGUGAAUUGACACUAUACCUUUCGGGUGGCGGAUUCCGAGGCUGGGGUUAUCUACUCAUGUCACAGCACAAGGUCUCCCCGUACCCAGUUCAGAUUAUCAACGGCUUUCACGUGGCCAAGCGCGACUUUCAGCAGACCGCCCAAAUAUCCACCGUGGCAGCAGAGCAGUCUGUUUUCCGCAUCUCCAAACGUCGCGCCAAGCAGGUCCCAGCUGUGGCCUUCCUAGUCAACGUCCUCGCAGCGGCCCUGCCGAUGAUUCAACAGGUUCGAUUCUGUCAGGGCGGCGUGCGCGAGGGAUUCUUGUUCGACACACUCGACCCCAGUACCAAGGCGCUCGAUCCACUCACGGCAGGAACCGCGCAAUUUGGUACACCAUCAGCAUCUGAGAUAUCAGAUCUGUUGUUCUCUGGUCUACCCGGCAUCAACCAUUUCGACCGCUCCCUGCCGCCGACAUUCACACGAUCUCUUGUCCGAGCGGUAGCGGACAUGAUGUACAUGAAUCUGACCAUGCCAAAGGAGUCGCGAUCUGUUUCGGCGCUACAUGCUCCAUUGACUGGCGUUCUGGCGUCGGCACAUGGCAUCGCGCAUUGCGACCGAGCAUUGUUAGCCCUCACACUGUCCAGGCGCUGGAAAGCCGAUUUACCUCCGCCACAUUCGACCCUCGAGUCACGACUACGUUGCAUACUCACCCAACAGGAAGUCUUUUGGGCUAAUUACCUUGGAGCUCUGGCUGCGCUGGUGGGGACAGUAUAUCCUGCUGGCAAGAUAGAUCAGGCAAAACCGAGAUUGCAGCUUGCUGCGCGAUGGGCAGACGGUUUAGGCAAGAAGGGUCUAAAUCACGGUGUGAAGCUGGACAUUAAGUGUCGACGGGAGGACGUGAUGACUGCUCCAACCGCGCUGAAUCCUCUGGUCGAAGAGAUUGAGAAGUUGGGCAAGAAAAAGCAUCGCAUUGGUGGAGAGCAUGGCUUCGGUGUACCAUUUCAAGUCAGCAUUGACAGGGCGUUGAACUAGAAGGCAUUCCAGACGGAAAUGUCCGGGUUGAAAUCCUGCUGCAACACUGUUUAUGGCAAGGUAAAUCUAAAUGUCGAUACAAUAUGUAUUUAUAUACCAGGUCGAUAGCCUUCACACGUGGUCAGUGUCGCGAUCAUAGCCGUAGUAUCUACCCGCUUUACCGCGUUGACGCAAAGGGACAGGCGCCACUGUCGCAAUGAUCACC